Plasmopara halstedii is the source of this 228-nucleotide messenger RNA. RefSeq lists its product as uncharacterized. Bases 1 to 228 code for a protein of 75 amino acids. The transcript has 2 exons. NCBI's taxonomy places the organism in Eukaryota, Oomycota, Peronosporomycetes, Peronosporales, Peronosporaceae. The record is from RefSeq and is a predicted model, not a curated record.
AUGCGCAACGUUGUUCUUGCUGUGGUGAUUCGACUGGCCUACCAUCUGUUUGACAUUGAUGUGAUCCACCUUAUUAAUCAACAAGCAGUACUGGUAGUAGACGAUUUUCGAAUGUAUGGCUCUAGUGAACUUUCCAUCGGCUGUUGCGGCACAUCAACUCAAAUCAAAACUGUUGACGUGCGGCCACUCAUGGGAGUAGCCAGUAUUCAGCUGCACUCUCAGCUCUAG